GGUAGUGACUUGUAGCUAACUUUAUAAGUAGAUAUAUAACAGUUGGUAAACAACUUGAAGUCAAGAAGUAGAACUUCUAUGCCCAGGAUUUAGUAAUCAUGCUGAUAACAUGGCUUAUAAUACCGUGUGCGCUACUGACGUGCGUGUACGCAGUGUUGUGGUGGAGCGGGCGGCGCGCGCGCAAGUGUCUCGCUGGCCUGCCCUGCUACCCGCCGCUGCCGUUCAUCGGGAACAUGCAUCAGGUUUUCGGCAAUGGAGAAUAUCUGGUUACAGUAAUGCACCGAAUAUCUGCACUUAUGGAGGAAACUGGAUUGCCUUUCGUCGCGUGGGUCGGCCCUCGUCCUGUCAUAGUGGUAAUGCACCCAGAGGACGUGAAAGCUGUGACCAACGCGUUCGUGGAGAAACCUUACUACUACAACUUCGCUCGCGAGUGGGUCGGCAAUGGACUGGUCACAGCGCCCAGUCACAUCUGGAAGCGUAGUAUCAAGAAGCUAGCAGGCACAUUCACUGGCAACAUAGUGGAUGGGUACCAAGGCGUGUUCAAUGCGCAGGCGAAGCGGCUGGUGGAAAAGCUGCGCCGUGAGGUUGGCGGCGAGCCCUUCGACGUGUUGCAUCGAUAUCUGGCGUACACAACGCUGGAGACUAUUUGCCAAACAGCUUUGGGAGUCCCUCGGAUCCAAGACAACAUAGUAACCCACGAGUACUACCGUGCGUUCAACCGCACUUUCGAACUGUUCAUCGAGCGCGGCAUGAACAUCCUUCUGCACUUGGACUUCUUCUACCGUCUCACUCCUGCUUACAGGGAGCUUACAGCCUGCAUCUCUGUCUUGCACAACGUCUCGCAGACGGUGAUAUCAAAAAGACUAAAAGAACGAGAAGAAAUGAAGAGAAAUGGAAUACUUCCAACGACAAAUGACUAUGAAAAUGGAAAGAUCAGAUUCAAAGCGUUUUUGGACAUUCUGUUUGACCUUAAAGAAGCAGAUCCUACUCUGACGAUGCAGCAGAUACAGUCAGAAGUGGACACCAUCAUAGUAGGUGGUCAAGAGACAAUUGCCAAGACUUUAUUCAUGUCACUGAUCAUCAUUGGGAAAAAUCCUGACAUUCAGGAGAAACUGUAUGCUGAAAUAAAGAAGAUAUUUGGCGACAGUAGGCGCGCUGUGGUGAAGGAAGACUUAGCGCAGAUGAAAUACUGCGAGGGCGUUCUGAAUGAGACGCUGCGACUGUUCCCACCCAUACCCUUCAUCAUGAGGGACGCCGACCGCGACCUGCCGCUCAAGUCCUGUACGAUACCAAAAGGCACCGGUUGUGGAGUGAACGCGUGGGGUGCUGGACGGUCCAAGAAGAUCUGGGGCCCUGAUGCGGAGGAGUAUAAACCUGAGAGAUGGCAGGACACGGAGCUGGGAAGAGUCAAUGCUGCUAGCUUCCUGGCUUUUAGUUACGGAAAACGAGCUUGUAUCGGAAAACGGUACGCAAUGCCCAUCAUGAAAACAAUCCUGGCAUACUGCGUCCGCGAGUUGGAGUUUUAUUCUGAUACGGAACAGGUGCAAUUUAGAGUCGACGUCACUAUGAAAGCGGUUAAAGGACAUUUGAUACAAGUCAGACUACGGGAGAAGGAUGGCUGCGGAUCUCAGUAAGCCUAAAAGUGUAGAAAAAUGUUUUGGCAAAUACUGAUACUGUUGUAUAAGCCAAUAAAGAGAGAGAUAAACAUGUAACAAUAGUACAGUCUGCCAAAAACUCAGGAUAGACAAAUGGUGCAACAGGUCGUUAGAGCGCUUACAGACUAGUGACGAUCGGUUGACACAGUCAAGUUAGUUACUUUUUACUAAACGUCAAAACACUAAAUGACUAUGGAGUUUGUAUGAAAAAGCACACUGUGACGUCAGAGCAAGACGUGAUAACAUGUCGGACUUAUUACUUACCUUUUUUCUAGAUUAAAAUUCAUAAAUAAGUUAAAUAGAGGAAAAGAAAUGAUUUUCUUUAGUUUUAGAUCUGUCUUUAUUGAGUAACAAUUAGAAUUUCAUAAUUUAUUUUGAACCUGGUACACGACGCAAUUGUCGUUGGUUUGUAAGCACUCUUAAUUUGAUAAAUCGUAAACUAUGAGAGGUGAAACACCCAAAUCUCUGCAAGUGUCGCAUGAUUUAUAGGAUAACAAUAAUAAAAAGUUUUAUUUCUUACAUAAUCCGUAUACUUAGGUACGUUUAAACUUAUUUAUGCACACAA
Molecule: messenger RNA, 2220 nt
Organism: Pectinophora gossypiella (pink bollworm)
Lineage: Eukaryota; Metazoa; Arthropoda; Insecta; Lepidoptera; Gelechiidae
Product: cytochrome P450 4c21-like
Exons: 11
Coding region: 99-1634 (511 amino acids)
Molecular function (GO): iron ion binding; monooxygenase activity; heme binding
Source: RefSeq, a predicted model, not a curated record